Saccoglossus kowalevskii is the source of this 3395-nucleotide messenger RNA. RefSeq names its product urease-like. NCBI's taxonomy places the organism in Eukaryota, Metazoa, Hemichordata, Enteropneusta, Harrimaniidae. The record is from RefSeq and is a predicted model, not a curated record.
CGCAAAGGACGCCGGGAACCAGCGAGAUUUACAUCAUAGCCCUGAGUACAGUCCUGUAGGUUGGCCUCCUUCCGUUGAUCAUUCGGCCCCACAUGAUCAGCAGAAGGCCAACCUCCACGACUGUACUCAGGGCUACCUACAUCAUUGAUGGAAGCUACUUCAAGCCUUAACUAGACUGACUGGGUACUUCUGCUUGUACGACACACACCUACCUAUCACAGGAGCAUGAAGCUAAGUCCAAAGGAAAUCGAGGGAUUAUUGAUCCACCAGGCUGGAUUUCUGGCCCAAAAACGACUGGCACGGGGCGUAAGACUCAAUUAUCCAGAAGCGGUUGCACUCAUUGCAUGUCAGAUACAGGAGUAUAUACGAGAUGGCCAGCAUUCAGUGGCUCAAUUGAUGGACAUGGGAAGCCGCAUGUUAGGUUGUCGGCUGGUUCAACCCGGUGUACGUGAUAUGAUUCCAGAGAUCCAGAUUGAAGCCACAUUUCAAGAUGGUACUAAGUUAGUCACUGUACAUGAUCCAAUCAGUGUAGUGAAUGAGUUUGGUAACCUAGAAUUGGCCCUUUAUGGUAGUUUUUUACCAGUUCCAGAUACUAAAUUGUUUGAAGGAAAGGAUGAUGAUGCUACUGUACCAGGCCAGUACAUCAUCUCAGAUGCCAAGCCAAUUGAAAUCAACAAAGGACGAGAGACAAAAACUAUUAAAGUUACAAGUUUAUGCGAUCGCCCAAUCCAAAUUGGCAGUCAUUAUCAUUUCAUUGAAGCCAAUAAAUAUUUGAAAUUUGACAGAUCUGCAACUUAUGGCAUGAGAUUGAACAUAGCAGCCGGAACUGCAGUUAGAUUCGAGCCCGGAGAGGUGAAAGAUGUAUCGUUAGUUGAAAUACAAGGAAACAAAGUAAUUCGAGGAGGAAAUGCUUUAUGUGAUGGUGAUGGAAACUUGGAAGCAAUCAUGGAUAGAAUUAAGAAAAAGGGAUUCCACUCUGAGUCACAGAGUGAUAGUGAGAAGAGCCAGCAGUCAUCAGCCCCUGUCACAAUAUCCCGCAGUGCUUAUGCCACUACAUAUGGACCCACACUUGGUGACAAGGUUCAGCUUGGUGACACCAGUCUUAUUGUGGAGGUGGAGAAAGACUUCACAGUAUACGGAGAUGAAUGCAAAUUUGGUGGAGGAAAGGUGUUACGUGAAGGUAUGGGUCAAGCAGCUUUGGCUAGAGAUGUAUUAGACACUGUCAUCACCAAUGCUCUGAUUAUUGACGCUGUCACAGGAAUCAUUAAAGCAGAUAUUGGAAUCAAGAAUGGUAAAAUAUUUGGAAUAGGAAAAGCUGGUAAUCCUGAUGUAAUGGAUGGUGUUACACCGGGAAUGGUUGUUGGAGUCGGUACUGAAGCCAUCUCUGCAGAAGGAUUAAUUGUAACUGCUGGUGCUUUGGACUGUCACGUUCAUUUCAUUUGCCCCCAGCUGGUAAGGGAGGCUGUAGCCUCGGGAAUCACCACCAUGUUUGGAGGUGGUACUGGCCCAGCAACUGGAACCAAUGCCACAACCUGUACUCCAGGGCCUAAUCAUAUAAAAAAUAUGAUUAAAAGCACGGAAGCAUUCCCACUUAACUUUGGUUUUAUUAUAGGUAAAGGAAACACUUCCAAUUGUUCGGAGUCUGUGGAUGAACUUGUAGAACAACUGAGUGCUGGUGCAAUUGGAUUAAAACUACAUGAAGAUUGGGGUUCCACACCGUGUGCUAUCGACACUGCACUCAGGGUUGCUGAGAAGUAUGAUGUAUGUGUUAUGAUUCAUACAGAUACGCUGAAUGAAUCGUGUUGUGUAGAAGACACCAUUGAAGCUUUCAAGGGUAGGACAAUUCACACAUACCAUUCUGAAGGUGCUGGUGGAGGUCAUGCACCAGAUAUUAUACGUGUGUGCGGCGAAUCCAAUGUCUUGCCCUCAUCAACCAAUCCAACAAGACCCUUCACUUGUAACACAAUUGAUGAACAUCUGGAUAUGUUAAUGGUCUGCCAUCACCUGGAUAAAAAUCUGAAAGAGGAUGUGGCAUUUGCUGAGUCUCGUAUCCGAGCGGAAACCAUAGCGGCUGAAGACAUCUUGCAUGACAUGGGCGCUAUAAGUAUGAUAUCCUCAGAUUCGCAGGCAAUGGGUCGUAUUGGUGAGGUCAUCUGUCGCACCUGGCAGACAGCAGAUAAGAUGAAAAGGUUCAGAGGAAAAUUACAAGAAGAAACGGCUGGUAAGAUGGCAGACUUAGUUUUGUGGCAUCCAGCAUUUUUUGGUGCAAAACCCGAAAUUAUUGUUAAAGGUGGCCAUAUUGCUUGGGCACAAAUGGGUAUGCCGAAUGCUUCCAUUCCGACACCACAGCCAGUGAAACAACGCAAAAUGUUUGGCGCCUAUGGUAAAUCCAUUGGUAACACAAGUGCUAUAUUUGUAUCCAAGUUAUGUGCCGAGAGUGGGGUAGCUUCAACUUAUGGAAUUGACAAGUCGGUAAUAGCUGUUGAAGGUUGUCGUAAUUUGUCGAAGAAAGAUAUGAUACUGAAUGAUUAUUUACCAGUAAUAACAGUUAAUCCAGAAACUUACAAGGUCCAUGUUAAAGAUCGAGACACAGAAGAAACAACGUUAUUGACAUGUCCACCAGCGACUAAGUUACCAUUAGCACAAAGAUAUUUUCUUUUCUGAGGUAGCUUCGAAAUUAGAAUCAUUUCUAGUCAUAUAUACAUUUGAUAGCUGCGAAUGUGAGUUUUUUUGUUUUGUUUUUUUUAGCUCAAACAAAAUUGAGUUAAUGAUGUCAUUAAAGUCAGAUAAUGGGUAGUUGAUGUCAGAUGGCCAUAGCGUGUCAUUGUUUACAAACAAGCGUCCACCCAUGAGCCUUUGUAUUUUUAGGGUGUGUUGUUAUCGUCGCUUGGAACUCUUUUCCUGCGUGUACGUAGCUGACGAUCCUCGUAAUCAAGAAACGAAACAUUUAAAGUACUCUUAGUAACAUUAUACACAGUUAAGGGUUUGCAUGGCUUAACAAAUUUAAAAUGUUGAUCUCAAAAGCAGGUGAUUGAGAAGACUUGAGUUUCCAGUUUCAAUUUUUGCACUGGAUUUGAAUUUGUAAAAUUUGUUCAUAGUAUUCCAAUAACACAAACAAUUUUAUCUGACCAAUUUCAAAUUUGAGAAUUGCAUCGAUCUCUAUGAAAUGUCAACCAACUUCAAUUUGGGUGUAACUAGCUUGUGCAAUUUUUAAAAUUUGACUGAAAUAACACAUUUUUAGACUAGAAAAAAGUGGACAGAAUGAAGACAGGCUGCUGAUAAUGAGAACCAGAUGUUAGUAAUAUGCUCCCCAACUCUGUCUAUUACUUAUAAGUGUAGUGAACUGAUAUGUUAUGGGUAUGAAUAAAAAAAGUGACAACGUCACCCUUUUCAAA